GUUUGAAGGCUUCCUCUUCUUACCUGCCCAAAAUAGGAGAGAAAACAGAGGAGAAAAACAGGGGAGACAAAAGGCUAUUAAUCUUCCUCUGUUGUUUCUAAUCGAGUUCAAAGCAUAUUCUGCCUGUGUUUUCUAAUAUUUUCGUUUUACAUCAUCUUGAGAAAUCUCAAUAUUUCUUCAUACGAAAUACGAAACAUUCUUGAUCAUAUGGCCGCAGAAGGGAAAAUGGAAGAGCCCAAGAUGGAGAUGGAACAUAACACUGCUUCAAUUCAAGAACAAGAACAGGAAAUACCUAAGAUUGUCAAUAAAGACAAACUUAUGGAAUCAGAGAACGUGAAAGAUGAUGAAGAGAAGAAGAGUGAAGUGAAGGAAGAAGAUGAACCAAAAACAAAGGAUAUUGCAGUGAUUGAAGAGAAAAAGACUGAAGAUAAUAAAGAAGAGAACGCUGCUGCAUCACCAAAUGGAGUUCAAAAGAGUUCUUCUUUCAAGGAAGAGAAUGAUUUGAAAGAAAAUGAAAAGAAAGCAUUGUCUGAGUUGAGAUCCAAGAUUGAAGAAUCAAUCCUUCAAAACAAACUUUUUGAAGAGAAGAAAGAGAAAGAAAAGGACAUUCCAACAACAAAAGAUGGAGAAGAUAAAGAUGAGAAUGAGAAAGCGGUCCAAGAAGACAAGAAAGAAGAAGAUUCUGAAAAGAAGGAAACACUUGAGCAGGUACAAGUGGAAAAAGAAGUUGUUUCUGCACUGCAAGAAGAGAGAAAAGAAGAAGAAACUGUAGCCAAAACAGACUGGGAAGAAAAAGAAACACCUGCUCGAGAACCCAAGGGAGACAUCACUAAUCAAACAGGGAAUAAGGAGGAGGAAAAUCAUGAAAAGGCAGAAGAGGCAAAAGAAGCUGAAGCAGUGCAAACUGUUGACAGAGAUAUUGCACUUUGGGGAGUCCCAUUACUGCCAAGCAAAGGAGAUAAUAGAACUGAUGCUGUACUAUUGAAGGUAUUAAGAGCUAGAGAGUUUAAGGUGAAUGAUGCUUUUAAGAUGUUAAGAAACAUCCUCAAAUGGAGGAAGGAAAACAAGAUUGAUUCAAUCUUGGAUGAAGAAAUUGAGGUUGAUCUUAGCUCCUUGGCCUACAUGGAAGGCAAUGAUCGCAAUGGACACCCUGUAUGUUACAAUAACUUUGCAGUGCUUGGAAAUGAGGAUAUGAAUGGUAAGACAUUUGAAGAGAGGCGCGACAAAUUUUUGAGGGGAAGGAUUCAGUUGAUGGAGAAGGGAAUUCACAAGCUAGAUUUCAAACCUGGUGGUGUAUGUGCAUUUCUCCAAAUCAAUGAUCUCAAGGACACUCCUUUACCCACCAGAAAGGAGCUCCGCACUGCCACAAAGAAAGCAGUUGAACUUCUUCAGGAUAAUUAUCCUGAAUUUGUUGCAAAAAAUAUCUUUAUUAAUGUUCCCUUCUGGUAUUAUGCAUAUAGUGCUCUCUUUGCACCUUCGCUGUCUCAAAGAACCAAGAACAAGUUUGUCUAUGCUCGUGCAACCAGGGUCACAGACACCUUGCUCAAGUACAUUGCCCCGUCGCAAAUUCCAAUCCAGUAUGGAGGGCUCAAACGUGAGAAUGAUUCAGAAUUCUCAGUUGAAGAUGAAGCAAAAGAAGCAAUUAUCAAGGCAGGAGCACAAGAAACUAUAGAGAUCCCUGCACCUGAGGUUGGAAACACAUUGAUCUGGGACCUGACAGUGUCUGGUUGGGAAGUGAACUACAAGGAGGAAUUCGUACCAGCUGAUGAGGGUUCAUAUACGGUAAUUGUUCAGAAGGGUAAGAGGAUUACUUUGCAGGAGGGAACAAUUCGCAAUUCUUUCACUAGUAAAGAAGCUGGAAAGAUUGUAAUUACAAUCGAGAAUGGAGCAUUCAAGAAGAAGCGGGUUCUAUAUCGAUACAAGAACAAGACCUCGUCAUCAUCAUCCUCUUGAAGCUCCAAGUAGUAUUUGAUAUUUUAUUAUGUUUCCUAGUUAAAGGGCAUAUUUUAUAUUUUGUUGUGUGUUUUUCUUUCCUUUUUGUAAUCUUCUUUUGGGGUUAUGUUUUUGUUUGAGCCUCAAUAUAGGCAAAUAAAUGAGAGGUACGAGGGAACAUUUUAUGUUAAAGAAAUAUCUUUAAUAUUUCCUUUAGCAGGUUUAGAUCCGUGU
Messenger RNA from Ricinus communis (castor bean), 2166 nucleotides. Its product is annotated as patellin-4. The transcript is spliced from 4 exons. The coding region runs from base 208 to 1953 and encodes 581 amino acids. NCBI's taxonomy places the organism in Eukaryota, Viridiplantae, Streptophyta, Magnoliopsida, Malpighiales, Euphorbiaceae. The record is from RefSeq and is a predicted model, not a curated record. Gene Ontology annotation, molecular function: lipid binding.